CUUUUCGAGGAAAAGCUUGUGUCAGCUCUUGAUAUGCUUCGAACUUUACCAUCAACAACAAUUGCAGAGCUGUUAAAAAAUGAGGUUGGGUUAGCGGAAAGUAGCUUAGAUCAUUUAAUAAAUACUUUUCAUAAAUAUUUAAGAUCUGAUCACAAUAUGAUCGAACCAAUUAAUUCUGAAGCAGUGAUAGGCGAAGGACCGUUCCUAUCUCAAGUAGAUAGUAGCAGUUCACCAAAUCAUGAUGGUAAUGAUGACUAUAAUGGUAAUGGGAUGACUAAUGGUGACGAGGAUGAUAGAAUGAUUACCAGUCAACAAACAUCAGAUCAAAAUGGUAAUAAUGACUAUGAUGGUAGUGAGACAAUGACUAAUAGUGAUGAGGGCGAUAGAGUGAUUAUUAGUCAAGAAACAUCAUAUCAAAAUGGUAAUAAUGACUAUAAUGGUAAUGGGAUGACUAAUGGUGACAAGGAUGAUAGAAUGAUUAUUAGUCAACAAACAUCAUCAGAUCAAAAUGGUAAUAAUGACUAUGAUGGUAAUGAGACGACAACUAAUGGUGACAAGGAUGAUAGAAUGAUUAUUAGUCAACAAACAUCUAAUCAAAACAUAAAUGAACUUGAUGAUGCUGAGAGAUUGUGGUAG
This is a messenger RNA of Entrophospora candida, 636 nucleotides long. Lineage: Eukaryota; Fungi; Glomeromycota; Glomeromycetes; Entrophosporales; Entrophosporaceae. The record is from the annotation of a GenBank genome assembly.